GCACAGGAAGGAUUCACCACAUGAAACAGAUGAGCGGAAGAGAUUUGAGACAACUGCAGAAAUGUGAUGCGAAACCGGGAAGAAUACUCAUGUAACCCCUUUAAUAAUAUAACUGAUAUAUAUCCUAGUAAGACCAUCAAACAGGCAGUAUUAUAAUGAGGAGAUCAGUCAGUGCAUGCAGUGUAAACAGAGCUAACGCUUAGCUUAUGUUUUGAUGGAGGAGGACACAUACCAGACAAGAGGGAGUGUAACGUGGAGGAGAUGGUGAUCCUAAGUGUUCAUCCAGUGAGCUAGGACCUCUCUGUGGACUUACUUGAAGAAGCCAUGGAGAGAGGAGGGAAAGCAGAGGAUGAAGACGCCAGUUUGUUUGUGGACUCUGAAUUUCCUGCAGAUGACUCAGCCCUGUUGUCAGAUUGCUCCACUCCCAUCGCUAAACUGAAGGGCACCAUCACCUGGCUGCGUCCCCAGGAGAUCUGCCAGUCACCAGAAUUAUUCCCUGAAGAUAUCAGCUUGGGUCAUGCAAAGCAGGGUUUAUUGGGAGACUGCUGGCUCCUUUGUGCCUGCACCGUCUUACUGCAAAACAAACAUUUACUAAACAAGGUGAUUCCUCUAGACCAGCCUACAUGGGGAGGCAGUGGAUACAAAGGGUUUUUUCGUUUUUGUUUUUGGCAGUAUGGUCACUGGAAAGAUGUUAUCAUUGAUGACCUUUUGCCAUGCAUUGAUUUAAAACUAUGCUUUUCACGGUGCCUUUCUCCAACUUCCUUUUGGGUAGCAUUGUUGGAAAAAGCCUGUGCCAAGCACUAUGGCUCUUAUGAGAGACUUUGGGCAGGGAAAGUAUCUGAGGCUUGGGUUGACCUUACUGGUAGCCUGGCAGAGCACUGGAGUUUGGGUAGCAUUGGAACAGAAGAAGAAAAUGUUAAACAACAAGACACAGAUCCAGUCAGAAGGAGACCAGAUCUUGUGAAGUUUGUGAGAGAUAAUUGCAUACUUAGCUGCUCUAUUAACAGCAGGACAACAGUUGAAGAGGCCACUGAGCUGGGUCAGUAUCAUGCCCUAAAUGUCUUAGAGUGGCUUGAAGUGAGCACGGUGUCUGGAGACAAAGUACAUCUUCUCCGGAUUAGAAACCCCUGGGGCAGAUGCUGUUGGACUGGGUCCUGGGGUGAAGGUGGUGAUAAUUGGAGCUCUCUUGAUCCUCUAUGUGCGAUGGAUUUGCAAGCAAGAAUUUCACAAGGGGAAUUCUGGUUGGAUGAAGAAGAGUUCGUAUCUAUGUUUGAUGAUGUUACUGCAGGAUAUAAAGUUGAUGAGAAUGGACACAUUAGAAGCAUUUACUCAGGAAACAUGUUAGAACACCGUCACCAGCUGGCUGGUGAGUGGAUAAAGGGAUUCUCUGCUGGCGGUAGUAGGAACAGCAAUAGCUACAGGACUAAUCCAAAGUACUGGCUCAAAGUUAGAGAAAGAGGAGAGGUAUUAGUAUCACUCUUGCAGCAUAAAGAAAAUAAGAGGAUGGACAAAUCAGUACAAAUGCUAUGUGAAGACCUCAGAAUGAAUAAGCACCAGCAUUACCAAGCUAUUGCUCUGCACAUUUGGAAGGUGGAGAAGAAACAUUUCAAUUUAAGCCAAGUGUUAAAUAAAGCUCCAUUUGCUUCAACUCACUGCCAUGCAUAUGAUAGAGAAGUGGUCCUCCAUCAGGAGCUUGAGCCUGGAUACUACCUUAUGAUACCCAGCACUUACCAGCCAGAAGCUGAGGCCCAAUUCCUUAUAAGGGUCUUCUCUUCUUCAUCCACUUCUCUCAGUGCAUUGAAAAGCCCAGCUCGGUUACUGCCAUUAACACUUGGUGGAGAAUGGGAGAAUAGUUACUUUCAUGGAGCUUGGGUCAAGGGAAGCACUGCUGGAGGAAGCAGGAAUUUCCAUUCUCACUGGUGCAACCCACGCUUUCUGUUUAGUGUGUGCAAUGACACCAUGGAAACCCCAGGAGUCAACAUCAAAAUCACAUUGCACCAAAACUCCCCUGAAAACGAAUUACACCCAAUUGGCUUUCACAUCUACAAGACUCAAGAUGGGCUAUCUCAGUCUGAGUCUUCAAAAAAUGAACCUGUAGCCAGCUGUAUUCCUCACUGCUACAACCAGGUUGUGACUCUACCGUGCAAUCUUUCUCCUGGAGUUUACACCAUUGUGCCAUCUACAUACGAGCCUGACUGCCCUGCCAACUUCUCCCUUUGCAUAUCUCAAAGGGUACACAGGUACGACCAGAUUGUGGAUAAAAACAUGUUAUUUCACUUACAUUUUAAUAUACUGCUUUUUCAGGAAAGUGGUGAGAUGUCAAGAGACGCUUGGAAGAGCCAUUCAAGAGACAUCUUGUACAUCUUUGAUGCAGAACUAGUGGUGACUUCUGCUCCACUGAUGCUGACUAACCUCACUGUGGUCUCUGGCACAUGAUGAAAGAACUAUAUCUUCAGUCCAUGUUUACCAGCCCAGCACUGUGUGCAUGUCUAUGUAUGCUUGUGUGCCAUGAAUGUUUAGGAAUGCAAGAAAGAUUAGUGAGAAUGUGUGUUGGAACUCAUGGCCUAUCAGGAUCUGCUGAGGCUCUGGACUAGUGGGCAGUCACACACUUAUCAGCCAUUAGGACAUCAGAGGCUGUCGGUGGGCUGGGCUGCUAAUGAGCUAUGACGGGACUGCCUGGUGUAAACAAACAGCCGCCAUUGAAGGGCCCGCUGCUGCUCUUCCCCAUUCACUCACUGGUGCGCUUUCUGGCCAAGAACAAUGUCCUCUCUUAUGAGAGGCACAGGGGGCAUGGGGCGACUGAUGGUUUCAAACAGGAGAGCCAACAAAAUGACACCAUAACGUGCCAUACCAUGCCAAAGCAGUCCUCCCAUCUCUCCCUCUAUUCAUUAGGUUUAUAUACUCUUUAGUUACCCAACAGCAGGGUCAUCAAGUUUACCCUACUGCCUUGGCUAUAUUUGAAUAGUGCUUUCAAAAAUUACCCC
Messenger RNA from Periophthalmus magnuspinnatus, 2984 nucleotides. RefSeq names its product calpain-10-like. Lineage: Eukaryota; Metazoa; Chordata; Actinopteri; Gobiiformes; Gobiidae. Gene Ontology annotation, biological process: proteolysis. Gene Ontology annotation, molecular function: calcium-dependent cysteine-type endopeptidase activity. The transcript has 12 exons. Gene Ontology annotation, cellular component: cytoplasm. The record is from RefSeq and is a predicted model, not a curated record. Bases 325 to 2436 code for a protein of 703 amino acids.